AUGGGGAUUAUGUAUGAAAAGAGGCCGCUGAAGAGGCCACGCCUUGGGCCUCCCGAUGUAUACCCUCAGGAGCCCCGCCAAAAAGAGGAUGAGCUAACAUCAACGAAUGUAAAACAUGGCUUUUCCACAACACCACAGUCUAGCGAUGAGUUUGGUACUGCUAGGAAUUUUAAUUAUUCAGCAUCGAAGAUAGGGCAAUUCUUUUCAAGUAUACUUUCUAAAAAAGAAGAAUUAAACACACUGCCUGAUUGUGGAAGGAAAAGGCAGCAGGUUAACCCUAAGGACAAUUUCUGGCCUGCCACUGCUCGCACCAAGCCCCAAAUUGAAGCCUGGUUCAAGGAUUUAGCAGGAAGCAAACCGCUAUCUCAAUUGGCAAAGAAAGCACCAAACUUCAAUAAGAAGGAAGAGAUCUUUAUAACCCUGACAGAGUACCAGGUGUCUAUGCCCAGAGCUGCCUGGUUCAUCAAGCUUAGUUCCGCAUACACCGUGGCUGUUUCAGAAGCUAAGAUCAAGAAGAGACAGUUACCUGAUCCUACCACUGAGUGGACCACAACAUUGAUCAAGUUCCUCAAGGAUCAGAUACCGAAACUAGCUGAACACUACCAAAAUGCAAUCCCCGGCAAUGUGUCGGAUAAAACACCACCUUCACAAUCUGGCCAAGGUACUCCCAGCCACAACUCGUCUGGCAAUCCACCAGGCAGCUCUACGCCCAACUCCACAGCUUCCAACUCUAUGCACUCUCCUGGAAAUUCCAGUACUCUCGGUUCAGGGACGCCUGGUCCAAGUGAGAGUACGGACUGGCGACAGGCAUUGAAGCUGUGGAACUACUGCUGCCGCCUCGCCAAGUACUUGUUGGAUGAGGGGCUACUGGACAGGCACGACUUCCUCACCUGGAUCAUUGAGCUGCUGGACAAGAGAGCACCUGAUGAUGGAUUGUUGAGAUUAUUCCUACCUCUUGCGUUACAACACAUGAGCGAGUUUGUGUGCUGUGAGAGUCUCUCCCGGCGGCUCGCGACCUCCUGCGCUAAGAAGGCAGCGGCCAUUUGCUCCGUACUCUCUGAUACUACACUGAGAACUCUUAACCAACCAGCUGUGUUCACUAAAACUGUUGAUAAGAAUGCAGAAACAAAUGGGGCGCCAAUGUCGCCAGCGACGGAAACGACAGCAGAUGUCAAGCCAAACAUAUCGCAAAUCAAAAGGGAACCGACUCCCGUGGAAAACCAGGGCACGCCAAAUCCUAAUCACUCUUUGGGCACUCCUAAUCCCAGCCAUUCCUUAGGCACUCCCAACCCGAAUCAUUCCCUGGGUACGCCAAACCCUCCUCAACCGAUGGACGUACAAGUUAAAGAGGAAAGGGCCUCUCCUGCUAGGGAGACGAAGCCCGCUUUAGCUGCUGUAGUUACCGCUGCCAUGAAUCCGGUUCAAGCUGGUUUCGGAGAGAUACUCAACUGUUGUUACCACAGAGAUGUUAUUAUACAACUCGCUACUAUUCUGCAGGUGAUCUGCAUAGAGUGCCCAACGGCCAUGGUAUGGUCGGGAUGUGGUUCCUCCCUACAAGGGUCGCCACUAGACCUGUUACCCAUACCACCAUCAGCGUUACCCAUGCCUCACAUGGACACUGACGUUACCGAGGAACAUAGAAAAUUAGUCUAUGAGGCAGAACAAGAAAUCUCAGCCAGAAGCAAGAAGGCUGAAAGUAAAUGGUGCACAGAUAAGUGGCAGACUAGCUCACAAGCUAGAGUUUUGGCGGUAUUAGAAGCGUUAGACAGGCACUGCUUCGACAGAGUAGAUCCUAAUAAUAAUUUGGACACACUAUAUAAGGAAGUGUUUGCAAAUUGUCCUCCACCCUCAAAGGAUAAUAGUGACACGAAGGAUCCAGAAUGGGCGUGUCCGUAUUCAGUGGUGCGUGUGAUAUGUGAAUGGGCGGUGUGUGGAGCGCGUUGGGGAGAACAUCGCGCUCAAGCCGCCGCCGCAUUAUUGGACCGGAGACAGCAUCAUACUCUCCAUCAUCACCACGAUCACCACGCGACGGGAUCUGAUGAUAAAGAAUCAGUGAGCUCUGGCACUGGCAUGUACAACGGCCCUCCUAUAUUCCAGAACUUGCUACUUCGCUUCUUAGAUAAUGAUGCUCCAGUACUAGACGAGAGCCCCAAUGCCCCACCAGGCAAUAGGCAGCAGUUUGCCAAUUUAGUACAUUUGUUUGGCGAGCUAAUACGUCGUGAUGUGUUCUCCCAUGAUGCAUACAUGUGCACGCUAAUCUCUCGAGGUGAUUUAAUAUCUCCGACGGAGCCGACCUCGACUGGUGGCAGUAAUCACACAGUGGCGCCCCCUUCCAACAGUACCAGUACUCACAAUAUGGAUGAUGAUAUCUUUGCUGGUAUUGAUCUGAAGCCGAAAAUGGAGGAAAACGUCCGAAUGGAUCUGGACGACUCGAAGAUAGAUGAUGACCUGGACAAGCUACUCCAGCAUAUCAAGGAAGACCAGCAGAACUCAAUGGACGCACCCGACAGUCCCAAGGACCCCGGAGAACCUUCACACAGUACGUGUUACAGCGUGAACUCUCCAAUGAUGGGGCCGGGCGGCAUGAGUAUACCCGGCAUUCCUUCCAUGAGCAUGGGGCCCAUGUCGGUACCAGGUAUCCGCACGUCGAGCGCGGCGGGGUCGAGCGGGUGCGCGGGCGGCGCGGCCGUGUCGCGGCACUACCACUACACGCUGCACUUCCCGCUGCCGCCGGCCGAGCCCGACCACACGCCGCACGACGCCAACCAGCGACACAUACUGCUGUAUGGGGUCGGGAGAGCCAGGGAUGAAGCUAAACAUGCUGUUAAGAAGAUGACCAAAGAAAUAUGUAAAUUAUUCUCCAAGAAGUUUUCAAUCGACGUAGCAGAAGGCGGUAAAAUAAAGAAACAUUCGCGUAAUGAAUUCAACUUCGAAGCAGUUACGCAAAAAUUCCAGGCAAUGUCAAUGUACGAGCAGGGCGCAGUAUCGUGGGCAGUAGGUAGCGCGGUGUGCGAGGCUCUCGCGGCGUACGCGGCCGGCGCCACUACGUACUUACCGCAACCUGAACACGUUGCCUUCGCACUCGAUCUCAUGGAGAUCGCACUCAACGUGCAUGGACUCAUUGAGACUUGUAUACAGAUCCUGAAAGAGCUAUCAGAGGUGGAGAGCGCCCUAAUAUCUCGCGGCGCGCCCAGUAGUGGUCUAGCAGCGCCGCGCGCCUAUACCUCCGCGCUAGCUCUAUACACCGUCGGCGCGCUUAGAAAGUACCACUCGUCAUUGCUAUUAUGCGUGGAACAAACAUCAGCGGUAUUCGAGCAGCUAUGUCGGCUGGUGAAGUGCGUGGUGAACCCCGGGGACUGCGGGUCUGCAGAGCGCUGUGUCCUGGCGCAGCUACACGACUUGUAUAAGGCCGCAGCACAUCUCUGCCACGCGCCGCAUGCCGAUACCUUCGCUAAUGCAUACCCUAAAAUCAAACAAGCCCUCUAUUCUCCGCUGCAACCGACACCAUCAAACUACAUGUAUAAUCCUCAGUUUUUGAGCGAAUUCUUUACAAACCCAAGGAAAGGUAAAAUAGAGAUUGCUUGGGCGCGUCAAGUAGCCGAGUCUCCCGCGAAUAGGUACAGCUUUGUAUGCUCUGCCAUGCUCGCUGUUUGCAGAGAAGUGGAUAAUGAUCGCGUGAACGAGCUGGGCGUGGUGUGCGCGGAGAUGACGGCGUGGUGCGCGGCGCUGGCGGCGGAGUGGCUGGGCGCGCUGGUGGCGCUGUGCGGCGCGCAGCACUACCCGGGCGCCGCGCCGCCGCCGCUCUACCCCGACCUGCUGCUGCACCGCGACCUGCACGACGCCGCCGCGCACGACGCGCUCGCUGUCUUCACCUGUAUUCUUGUCGCGCGACACUGUUUUUCAUUAGAAGACUUCGUCCGUCACGUGGCGCUACCGUCGCUGCUGAAGGCAUGCGGCAGUGGUGGGAAUACUGUGAACGCACCGAACGCUCCCUCGCCUGACACCGGCGCUAGAUUGACUUGCCAUCUACUACUUAGGCUGUUCAAAACUGUUGAUACUCCGCAACCAGGUCUGUACUCAGUAUCAACGUCUCCGGGUCCGGGCGGCGCGGCGGCGGGCGUCCGUCUGUCGUGCGACCGUCACCUGCUGGCCGCCGCGCACAAGAACAUCGGCGUCGGACCCGUACUAGCCACGCUCAAAGCUAUACUCAUGGUCGGUGAUGUAACCGCUCGAGACGGUGGCACGGCAGGCGGGAAGAAAUCGUGUGAACUGUCACACAUACUAGGCACUAGCGACACGGUACCCACAGACGCACAACUAGACCUUAUGUCGAUGGUAGAUUCAGAGAUGAGUGGGGGCCAUAGAACUCCUAGGGGUAGCGGUGGCGUGGGUUCCACUCUCCUGGACUCCUCGCAGUCACUCUCGUCGCUAGCACGAAGGGUUCUGGCUGAGAUAUGCUCUGAAGAAUGGGUACUACAGAAAUGCCUUCAAAACCCUGAUGAAUUAUACCAGCCAGAUAUGUUGUUGGAUCCUAUGUUGACUUCAAGACAGGCACAAAGAUUGCUCCACAUGAUCUGCUACCCUGAGUCAGCGAGCCACACUCAUCCGGACCUCGAUCAGAAGACUAUGAUUACGAGGCUUUUAGAGAAUCUGGAACAAUGGUCGCUACGUAUGUCAUGGCUGGACUUGCAACUGAUGUUCAAGCAGUUCCCGGCCACGUCGCCUGAGCUGAGCGCGUGGUUGGACACCGUGGCGCGCGCCGUCAUCAACGUCUUCCAACAACCCGCGCCGCCACCGCCUGAUAAAGAUAGGACGGGCACGGACCGCGGCGUCGUGAGUACGAGCAAGUGGUCGGAGUCCGUGUGGCUGGUGGCGCCGCUCGUGGCCAAGCUACCCGCCGCUGUACAGGGGCGCGUGCUCAAACAGGCAGGACAGAUUCUGGAGAGUGGUUGGGGAGCGGGAUGUAGCGGAAACUGUUCUAGCGGUGGCGGUGGUGGAGGCAGCUCUCACAGAGACUGCAAGAGCCACCAGAGUCCCAGCUAUAAAGGGUCCGCAGGCGGCGGCAGUGGCGGCAAGCGCGGCGUGUCGGGCGGAGCGUGCGGCGGGGGCUGCGGCUGCGGCGCCGCCACCGCCGUCCGACUGGCCAACGAGCCGCUACUGUCGCUCGUACUCACCUGUCUCAGGCACCAGGACGAUCAGAAGGAGAGCCUCCUAAGCUCAAUCCACGCUCAGCUCCAACACUACGUGACGCACGCAUGCGCGGACAGUUGGCAGGACGACGCGGCCCCGGACGCUUUAUUGCUGCGAUUCUCCCUCGCUGGAGGAAUGUUCGACGCCAUCCGACGAUCACACCAACUGACUGCAGACUGGGCCGUAUUACUCACACAACUGGUCGCCCACCAACUCAUCGAUGCGUAUAAUAACAGUUUGUGUCGCAGCAACCUGUUCUCCACUCUAAUCGACAUGCUUGCCACUCUGAUACACUCCACCCUGGCCGACGGAGGGGACGACAACAAUCGGAAACAUUACCAGAAUCUCAUGAAGAAAUUGAAGAAGGAAAUUGGUGAUCGCCACGGUCCGUCCGUGCAGUGCGUGAGACAACUACUACCUCUCUCCAAGAAUACUAUCAUUGAAGUCAUCGCGUGCGAACCCAUCGGAUGUCUCGUCGACCAGAAAGGGAACAAGAUCACUGGAUUCGAUAGUGAUAAGAAACAGGGUCUCCGUCUGACAGACAAGCAGCGCGUGUCGAGCUGGGAGCUGGUGGAAGGGGGACGGAACCCCGCGCCGCUGUCCUGGGCCUGGUUCGCCGCCACCAAGAUCGAGAGGAAGCCCCUCACUUAUGAAAAUGCUCACAGACUCUUGAAGUAUCACACUCACAGCCUGGUGAAGCCGCUGAGUUACUAUCUAGAGCCCUUGCCGCUGCCGCCUGAAGAUCUUGAAACAAAUGAUAGCAAACAGGAUAAUGGUAGUCUAGAUUCGAGUCCAACUGGCGCCGGAAAGGCGAGGUCACGCAACGCUCCGUGCAAGAAUAUCAAGAAAUCCAAACCUACUACGCCGACCAACGGUGUCCCAGCGCCGGGCGCGGCGGGCGGCGGCGUGGCCCCUGCGCCGGCGCAACAGCCACAGUUCAUGCAACAACAACAACAGUGGUUCCCGCCGCCCGGCCCGGGACAGAACUAUUACAACCCACCUGCUGGCGUGAGUCCCCGCAGCGUGUCCGCGGCGCCGCCGUCCAACAACCAAUCCAAGCAGGCACUCAGUAACAUGCUACGACAACGAGUGCCAUUUAACCAGAUGACGCAGAUGCAGCAAAGCGGUGGCUACCCAGGCGCUCCCCACGCGCGCGCUCCGUUCCCGCGACAGACCAUGCGACAGUUGCAACCCAACCAGAUGGGAGCCAUGCAGUCCGCUCAAAUGAAUCCAAUGGGUGGAAUGGGCGGUAUGGGUCCAAUGGGGCAAAUGGGUGGAGUACAAAUGCCGGGUCAGAUGGGCGGUGGGCAGAUGGCAGCCGGACAAAUGAGCGCGGGACAGAUGGGCGCCGGACAGAUGGCGGGCGGGCAGAUGGGAGGCAUGGGAGGACAAAUGUUUGGUGGACAGUACGGAGGCAUGCAACAGGGUUAUGGAGGGUAUGGACAGCAGAUGAUGCAGGGUGGACAACAGCAAAUGAUGAAUCAGGGUAUGGGCCAAAGUGUGAAUCAGAUGGGCCAACAAGUCAACCCUAUGAGUCAAGGAGUCAACUCCAUUGGUCAGAACGUAGGUCAAAUGAACCAGGGCGUCGGUCAGCCAACACAGAUGCCUCAGUCUAUGAGCCAGAUGAGUCAAAGUAUGGGACAAAUGGGCCAGCCUAUGGGACAGAUGGGACAAAUGGGACAGGGUGGCGGUAUGUCCGCUAUGAACAGCCAAGGCGGGUCUAUGGGACCGCAAGGUGGCAACUCCAUGGGUGGGUUCCCUGGACAACAAACAUUCCAACAGAACAUGAUGGGCGGCCGCACAAGUCAAGAAGCAUACCUGGCGCAGCAGAGACAGAGUGCUCGACCGCCUUACAUGCAGCAAGCGCCAAACGUAACAAUGGGCGGUAUGGGCGGCCCCGCCCCGCCAUAUCCACGCGGCAUGCAGAGCCAACAGAACACACAGUACCAACAAAUGAACCAACAACGCAUGCGCCAACAGAUGCUCGCCAUGCAACAACAACAACAACAACAAGGGCCUCUCGUCCAACAUCUGCAGCGACAACAGUACCAGCCCCCCUACUAG
Spodoptera littoralis (African cotton leafworm) is the source of this 7254-nucleotide messenger RNA. The record is from the annotation of a GenBank genome assembly. NCBI's taxonomy places the organism in Eukaryota, Metazoa, Arthropoda, Insecta, Lepidoptera, Noctuidae.